Messenger RNA from Protopolystoma xenopodis, 1158 nucleotides. Lineage: Eukaryota; Metazoa; Platyhelminthes; Monogenea; Polystomatidea; Polystomatidae. The record is from the annotation of a GenBank genome assembly.
AUGCCCUUUGAAAGCAGACCGUUGAUAUUGCUAGCGCCUGUACCGCUGCUGAUUAAUCUCGUGAGGCUUAAUCAAACGGACCAAAUGCGGCACGGACUUCUUCGUCUGCCUUUUGCUUUGUCCAUCCCUAAUGCUUUCCCACCGGCCACACCGAGAGCCCCACCUCUAAUCUGCCUGCCCAGCUUCCCUCCAGCCUCCCUCUCGUCCGCCAUACCAACGAUAGUGCCAACAGCACCCAUCCCUCAUCUCUCCCUCAUACUCCCACCAUCACUCCAACCAUCAGCAACACAACGGCCAUUGUGCCUCGUGACGUGGACACCACUCAUUUCGCCAUUCUCCAAGUCUAUGGAAUGCCCUGUUCUGCAAUCAAGCAAAUGGCGUAAACUUGUUUAUCAACCGGUGCUUACGACCAAUAGGCGUCGAUUGAUAGACAUCCAUCACCCUAUCAAUCCCUCGGUAAGUGGGUCCUUUUGUCUGCUUGCCCAGUUGGCCAUAAUAUCUCAUCUGGCCAGCGGAAUUUCCAUUAGUUUGCUCAAUUCGGCCAAGGCUACCACAAAACCCCGGUAUUGGUUACCGGACGAAGCGACCGGCCGUGACAGACCAGUGCGAAUCACUGCCUCGCCCGGUCCGCAACCCGGUCCAUGGGCUGGCCCCCUCGCCAUGGGCCUUGACAAAAGGACUCAAACGCCGCAUCGCCUCAUCCGAGCCGGCCCGACACCGACCCGCCUCCGGUCACGCAGGUCACGAGUUCGUGUAGCCUCGAGACAGCAGAAGACACGCCGGCCAGGUCGCCAACGGCUUCACACUGGGCUCGAGGCUAAAGUGGAUUCCGAUGUCAACCCGGCCGGCAAUGCUAUGCCGCCUUCAACGGCCUGUCUGCGAGUCGCAGACACAGGGUUGCAUGUUUUCCCCCUUACAGGUUGCCCGGCCGACUUGGCCGUUGGUGUUGUGUCCGUCUCUACUGUCUGUCGUCUGUACACAAUGACAGACAGACAUACAGACAGACAGACAGACAGACACAGGCACAGACUGACAUUCGGACAAGCGGGAUGGCACAACGACGAGGCUGAAAUGAAACAUUCCUUUCAGAAAGCCCAUCAAAGAACCCUUUGUCCGUUUAGUAAAAACUCUAGCCUUCAAGCCGUAAAAUGCCCAUGA